Molecule: messenger RNA, 1045 nt
Organism: Aspergillus homomorphus CBS 101889
Lineage: Eukaryota; Fungi; Ascomycota; Eurotiomycetes; Eurotiales; Aspergillaceae
Product: Clavaminate synthase-like protein
Exons: 4
Coding region: 8-1045 (345 amino acids)
Source: RefSeq, a predicted model, not a curated record
CUCAAACAUGUCUACCACUGUCACCCAGAUCCAGGAGAUUGCCGCUCAGACCAACGAGUCAUUCACCCUUAAGGACUUGGUCGAUUUCAGCGGCCGCACGUACGGUGACUGGCGCGACGAAUUUCAUCGGGAUGGCUGCGUCGUGAUCAAGAACGUGAUCGGCCCCGAGCGGGCGAAGUACUACUGCGACAAGCAGAUCGAGUGGUUGAAGAACUUCGAACUGGGAUUUGACGAAAAGGACGAGAGUACCUGGACCGCCGAUCACCUCCCGGUUAGCUUCAAGGGAGGCAUGUACUAUGCCUACGCCGCCGCCCAUGAGAAGAUUGCAUGGGAGGCCCGCACUGAGCCGGCGGUGAUCAAGAUCUUCGAGGACCUAUGGGAGACGAAAGAGCUGCUCUGCUCCUUUGACGGAAUGAAUAUUUCUCUGCCCCGCAGAAAAGAUCUGAACUGGAGCCCAUGGCCACACUGCGACCAGAAUCCCGAUCGCAAAGGAAUGCAAGCGGUCCAGGGUCUUCUCAACUACGCUCCGAACGGGCCGCAGGACGGAGGUCUCAUGUUGAUGAAGGGAUCGGCCAAGCUAUUUGACGAAUUUUUCGCCCAGAAGCGCGACCAAUACGACCAUGAAGAUGCCCCUCCCCCGGAGUUGAAGUACAUGGACCUGUUCUUGUUCCACGACAAGGACCUCGAAUGGUUCAAGGACAAAGGUUGCGAGAUGAUCAAGGUCAACAUGGGGCCGGGUGACUUUGUGCUGUGGGACUCGCGCACCAUGCACUACGCCUGCCUGCCUGAGGGCAACCAGAUCCGUCAUGUGCAAUACAUCUGCAUGACUCCUCGCAGAUUUGCCACCCCGCGGGCGCUGGAAUUGAAGAAGCACUGCUUCGAGAACUUCAUCGGCACCACUCACUGGCCACACUGCAACAUUCGUCCUGCUGCCGAGAAACCAAUGCGAGACGGCAAAGUAUGCCCAAAGGACCGCACUGAGCCAUUCGAGAAGCCGGUCAUCACGGAAAAGGUUUUGCAGCUCGCUGGUGUCAAAGCAUAUUAG